Bombyx mandarina (wild silkworm) is the source of this 1960-nucleotide messenger RNA. RefSeq names its product cleavage stimulation factor subunit 1 Cst50 (gene CstF50). The record is from RefSeq and is a predicted model, not a curated record. Lineage: Eukaryota; Metazoa; Arthropoda; Insecta; Lepidoptera; Bombycidae.
AGUUUACUGUUAUUCAAUCCUUCUUGGUUUGUGUAGGUAGUAGGUCGUGUUAUUCAGCGAUAGUCGAUUUUAACAUUUAGUCGAUUUUUUUAAUCAUUACAUCACUUUUGCUUCGCACAGUGUAUAGUAGACAUUAAAUUCAAUAGACGCACGUCAAAUCAAAGUUGUUUUCAAAACUUAAACAUAACCUAAAAUUAUAGCCGCUUUAUUACAAUUCUCAUAAAAAUGAAGGAAGACAAUGUUGAUAUUGAUACUAAAAAUGUAGUUAAAAACCGCGAGCUUCUCUAUCGGAUGAUAAUAAGUCAAUUGUACUAUGACGGCUACCAGCCCAUAGCUGCGACGUUGGCAGCAGCUGUACACGCUGACCCACCGUGCCCUCCCAGCGACAGGCUGCUCAAUGUCAUGAUGGUGGGCCUACAGCAUGAGCCAGACCGGAAAGAUAGGCUGGCUGCAUCGAAUGCUGCCGAGCAUCUUUUGGGCACAACCGGCUUUGACUUGGAGUACGAAAUGGACGCUUCCUCCCUGGCCCCUGAGCCGGCCACGUAUGAGACGGCAUACGUGACUUCGCACAAGAUGUCUUGCCGGGCUGGAGCCUUCAGUCACUGCGGACAGCUGGUGGCUACUGGCAGUGUCGAUGCCAGUAUCAAGAUUUUAGAUGUGGAGAGGAUGCUCGCGAAAUCAGCUCCCGAGGAGGUGGAGCAAGGGAGGGAGCAACAGGGGCAUCCCGUCAUCAGAACCCUAUACGACCACACUGAUGAAAUUACAGCGCUCGAUUUUCAUCCCCGAGAACAGAUCUUAGUGUCGGCAUCAAGGGAUAACUGCAUCAAGCUCUUCGACAUCACCAAAGCAUCAGCGAAGAAGGCCUUUAAAUCAAUUACGGACGCUGAACCGGUACUGUGCGUGGCUUUUCAUCCCCUCGGAGACCACAUCAUAGCCUCGACGACACAUCCGGUCAUCCGGUUAUAUGACGUCACUACCAGUCAGUGCUUCGUCUGCCCUAUACCGUCUCAUCAUCACAAGAAACACGUCAAUUCUAUAAAAUUCUCGCCUAACGGUAAGUAUUUUGCGAGCGGCAGCGCUGACGGCUCCAUAAAGCUGUGGGACACCGUGUCCAAUAGAUGUUUCAACACGUUCACGAACGCUCACGAGGGAUACGAGGUCUGCUCGGUCGCUUUCACGAAGAACAGCAAGUAUCUGCUGACUUCUGGGAUGGAUUCCUCGAUAAAACUGUGGGAACUGGCCAGCAGCAGAUGCCUGAUCCAAUACACGGGAGCCGGAACGACGGGCAAACAGGACCACUACGCUCAGGCCGUGUUCAAUCACACCGAAGACUACGUGCUCUUCCCUGACGAGGUGACGACUUCACUCUGCACUUGGCAGUCGAGGAGCGCCAGCAGGUGUCAGCUGAUGUCACUGGGUCACAACGGGACCGUCAGGUACAUAGUACAUUCCGGGACCGCACCAGCUUUCCUGACCUGCAGCGACGACUACAGAGCCAGAUUUUGGUACAGGAGGAACACUCAUUAGAGUUCCUAAUCGUUUAUGGUCACCGUCGACUGGCGAGCAGGUGGGGAUCUGAGAGUGAGUGGUCACUGUCGCUCAUAGACACUUGAUGCCGAGUUGCUGACUACUGAUCAGUACUCUCCACAAGCCUCGUUUGAAGAAGGACAUGUCAUAGCGCUCGGGAAACACCGUGGAGGGGAGCUCAUUCCAAAGCCGGAUGUACAGUACAUGCUGGAAAGUAUCUUUGGAAACGCACUGUAGAUCAACGCAAUGCUUCUUGGUGAUAUGAACGAAUCCUGUUCCGCUGGCGGGAUGCGCGAUGGUAAAAACGUGAUGAUGGAUGAUGGGAUCAUCUCAAAGAAUUCUUCAGAGUCCCUACCUUCCUUGCAGCUCGAAAUGUCUUGGACAAUUAGUGAUAAGCGCGAAACAGUAAUAAAGAUAUGUGUUUUUAAAUUUG